This is a messenger RNA of Neurospora tetraspora, 982 nucleotides long. RefSeq lists its product as uncharacterized. Bases 121 to 882 code for a protein of 253 amino acids. The record is from RefSeq and is a predicted model, not a curated record. NCBI's taxonomy places the organism in Eukaryota, Fungi, Ascomycota, Sordariomycetes, Sordariales, Sordariaceae. The transcript has 2 exons.
ACUUGCUCCAUCUUCACAAUACCCUCCUCCUUCCCAUCCUUAGCAAUGCGAUAAUCGCAUUCCGACCCCGCCGCGCCCUUCUGCUUGCAGCAACCCCUAAAUUUGCUCAGGUGCUAGGAGAUGGAGGCGGCGUUGCAGUCCUCGCCGUACUGGAAGAUGACGUUGUUGUCGGAGCAGCAGGUCUGCGUGGCCGCGUUGUUCUUGCCGCCGCCGGUGUUGAGGCACUUGCAGGCUAGGACGGUGGAGGACGAGGAGAGGGAGAGGAGGACGAGGAGCUUGGCUCGACUGGUAUCGGUGUCGCGUAACGGACUUGGAAAACUCUCACAUCCUCUCUCACCAUUGGCCCCCCCCCAUUUCCUCACCAAGGUUCCUCGGUCAGUGCCGCCGCUGGGUCCGUACCACUUGGAGGUCCAACACCACCUCUCUCUUCACCGAAGGCACCGUCUGGGACACUCAGCCCUACUGCGUCUACGCCGUCUACCUGACCAGCUUCACCAACUUUGCGCUCUUCACCGACGCCGCCCUGGUCUAUCUCUUCACCCAAUCUUCUUGGUACACCGACGCCGCGCGGAGCCCAAGUACGCUCUCGCCGCUCUCCUCUCUUGGAUGAUCUUCACCAAGACCAUCAAAGUCUUCCGCUACUUCUCUGCCAAAUCCCAGGCGACUAGGGGUCUUGUUGAAAACUAUUCCAUCCUUCCACGCUCAACAUUCUUCAACUCCACCUUUCCUUGGGACUUGUUCUGUUGCUGUGGACAUUUUCAUUUUCCAACCAAGACGAAUCAAACGCCACGUUUCACAUCAUUUGCUCCAUCAAACCUCUACCCCGGAUUCGCUCGAAUCAUGGAUGAUCUGAGCGCCAUCGGCAAUGGUCGUGUGCCAUAGUUAUCGAGAUCCUUUGUGGUUUUUGCUGCCUUGCUACGUAGGUGAGAAAUGCGAAGAAGAACAAUUAGAGGUACGGUGAAAUAAAAGAGAAGAGGAGCUA